Penicillium macrosclerotiorum is the source of this 1503-nucleotide messenger RNA. RefSeq names its product dienelactone hydrolase. Lineage: Eukaryota; Fungi; Ascomycota; Eurotiomycetes; Eurotiales; Aspergillaceae. The transcript has 3 exons. The record is from RefSeq and is a predicted model, not a curated record. Gene Ontology annotation, biological process: polyketide metabolic process. Bases 1 to 1503 code for a protein of 500 amino acids.
AUGGCCACCGUUUCAAUCAGCGCCCCGGGCCUCUCCAAUGGGCUGCUAUACAACAAUGGGAAUAAUAAUGCUAGAGUCUGUGUCACCGCAGAGACAGGUGAAUUCGACAUCGAAACGAUCAAGAACUGGCAAGAAGAGGGCUUCGACGUGGUCUACCUUCCUCUAGAUGGAGGUGGCAAGGACUAUGAAAGUCGUCUGCGAUCAGUGAAGGAGGGCCUGGGGGUCGGUGAAAAUUAUGCCGUAGUCGCUUUUGGCGAUGCGGCCAACUACUGCUUGGACUAUUAUUUGAAACCGAUGAAUGCAAGCAGACUUUGUGCACUCGUGGCGUACUAUCCAAGCAACAUACCUGACACGAGAUCUCGAUUCCCCUUGUCUCUCCCAGUUCUGGUUCAUCUUGCCGGCUCCACAAUCGAGGUGUCCACAAUCCCGGUCGCUCUUGGCCUACAGGGAAAGAAGAAACGCAAAACCCGCCCGUUAAACCCAGGGAUUGGUACUGGAGAGCGGCUCCAGUUAGCAUAUCCUGCUUUUACCUAUGAUGAUGCCCAGCCGGGAUUUGCAGAACAUGAUAUGGAAGAAUAUGACCACCUAGCAGCUGAUCUCGCGUGGACUCGGACGGUGGGAGUUUUGAGAAAGGGUUUCUCAAGGCAUGUGGACUUGGAGAAGACUUGGGAAGAGCACCAGGAGGGGAAAUUCUUUUCGUCUAGCAUCUCAAAAACUAUGGACGGAUACGUCCAGCAAAAGAAGCCAUCCGUCACUUACGGCCCAACCCUGAGCGGUGGAAUCGGUGUCCAGUCACUCCGUCGAUUUUACGAGAACCAUUUUCUAGGGCGGCUGCCACCAUCUAUGCGCAUUCGACUCCUCUCAAGAACGGCCGGUGCUGACCGGAUUGUGGAUGAACUCUAUAUCUCAUUUGAACACACGCAGGAAGUUCCAUGGAUGCUUCCCGGAGUGCCGCCGACCGGCAAACGCGUGGAAAUAAUUAUGGUCAGUAUUGUGAGCUUGCGUGGUGGUCGUUUGUAUUCAGAACAUACCUACUGGGACCAAGCAAGCGUCUUGGUUCAGGUUGGCCUCUUGGAUCCAAAGCUAGUGCCAAGCGCAGCUCAAGGUGUCGAUAGAUUACCAAUUGUCGGACGAGAGGCAGCUCGCCGCAUUCUACACGAAGAUAAUGAGGUUGAUCAAGAGGAUUAUCAUAAUCGCCUCAUUCGGCGUGCCCAUGCACGUGCUCGGAAGGGUCAGAGCUCCCGUUCUUCACAGAUUGCGGAGGAGUCUGGAACAGAGAUGAAGAGUGAAGCUGGGGAUCAUCUACCAUUCCGGCAACAAAAGGGAAAAUCUGUCGAGGAAGCGAGGCCUGCAGGUUCUCAAAGAAGUGGAACUGAAAAUCAGGCAGCAGAGGAAGACGAUGGCGCGGUGACAGAAACCGAGUCUACGACAAAGUCGAAGCCCGAUGACACCAACCGAUCUGCCUAUGUUGAGGAUGCAGGGGACGAGAAUGGGAAUUCCUAA